Messenger RNA from Cyprinodon tularosa, 836 nucleotides. It is a transcript of the gene myl13, whose product is annotated as myosin, light chain 13. Gene Ontology annotation, cellular component: myosin II complex. The record is from RefSeq and is a predicted model, not a curated record. The coding region runs from base 68 to 631 and encodes 187 amino acids. The transcript has 5 exons. Gene Ontology annotation, molecular function: calcium ion binding. NCBI's taxonomy places the organism in Eukaryota, Metazoa, Chordata, Actinopteri, Cyprinodontiformes, Cyprinodontidae.
UAUUCAUCCAACUCUGUCUACAGCAUCAAGCUUUUUGCUGUUUAUUCCUCCCUGAAUGCUUUAAGAAAUGGCUCCUAAGAAGAAGGAAGAACCGAAGCCUGCUGCAGCACCCCCCAAGCCCCCAGAACCAGAACGCCCUAAGACUCCUGAGUUUGACCCUGCAUCAGUGACGCUGGAAUUCACCCCAGAACAACUUGAGGACUUCAAAGAUGCGUUCCAGCUGUUUGACCGAACACCAACCAGCGAGAUGAAAAUAACUUAUGCCCAAUGUGGUGACCUGAUCAGGGCUCUGGGCCAGAAUCCCACUAACGCAGAGAUCAUGUAUGUCCUUGGGAAGCCCAAAGCUGAAGAUAUGCAGACUAAGAUGCUUGACUUUGAGCAGUUCCUCCCAAUUUACCAACACAUUUGCAAGGCCAAGGACCGUGGAACCUUUGAAGACUUUGUUGAGGGUUUAAGAGUGUUUGACAAGGAGGGGAACGGUACAGUGAUGGGGGCUGAGCUCAGACACGUACUUGCAACUCUCGGUGAGAAGAUGAGGGAGGAUGAAGUGGAGCAACUGAUGCAAAACCAAGAGGAUGCCAAUGGCUGUAUAAAUUAUGAAGCUUUCGUAAAGUACAUCAUGGCGUCAUAAGAUAAUCUUAUGAGACUUUUUGUGAUUCUGGUGCUACAUCACAGGACAGUUGACAAUUAGUCAGUUAAAGUUAAUCCAUCAUUCAAGAGCAAGGAGUUUAAUACGCUUAAAGAAAUUACAUGUCCACAUUUCUAUAAAUCAUAUCUUGUAUGAUUUUCAUUCUCAUGUCUCAUGAAAGAUAAACUCACAAAUUCUGUCUAGUUUU